AUGGCCGACCCACGGUCGGUAGAGCUAGUUGGAUCGCUACCACAAACUGUGUUUAUCGAAGCCUUCCGUCUCCUCUCUCCAGCUCAAUUCGUGAUACCCUACCGAGACCUCCACCAUACGCUGCAUGGGUGGGGCGUGUUAAUGGAUGGACUCAAAACAUUGGAAGCGGUGUUCGAUGACUUUACGAGGGACCUGCUCACGAUCAUUCAGUACAGAACCGUGGCCGGGUACCCACCCCAACUAGCGGAAUACACCCACCUACUCGACUGUGCUCAGGCGAUGGGAAAUGGCCCCCUAGUCAAUGCUCUUUGGGAUGGGAUGAAUGACAAUGAUGUUACUCCCGACGCAGCGUGCUAUAAUCACUAUAUGGCAGCACUGGUCUGGAACCACUGUUAUGUGGGAAAAGAAGCAUACAAUACUCGCAUGACCCCUCACAGCUACAGAAAGCGGCGCAUGGUAGAUCCAAAUCCUGGAUGGCGUGGCUACGCAACGGCGUGGAACAGUGUCAAAGGGAAUGUGCUGGAUAUAUUCAGUCAAAUGAGUCAGGACGGGCUUAGUGGGGAUGAACAGACAUACAUCAAUAUCCUCCUCGCAGCGGCCCGAGUUGGCGACAUGCAAGCUUCGAAGAAUAUCCUCAAGACUGUAUGGAACGUCGAUGUUGAUGUUAUCAUGGCUGAAAGUGAUGACUCGAUGCUGCCACCGGUUACACCCUACGAAACUUGGUCCGGUCUGUACCCCACUGAGCGUCUUCUUUUUGCCGUGGCCCAUGCCUUUGGCACGAACAACGAUAUGUACGCCGCCAUGAGAACAGUCGACUUCAUAGCCUCCUCCUACAACGUCACCAUUUCAGCUAAGGUCUGGUCCGAGUUGCUUGAAAGGACAUUUACUCUCUCCAAAGAACACAAGCGGAGACAGGCAGAAGAUGGGCGUAUAGGCCAAGUCCCGAGAGACAUGGUCCGCGACGUGUUUCAGAUAUUGACGACGGAGCCGUACAAUGUUCCUGCGACUCUGCAAAUGUACCGGUAUAUGACCCAAACCAACAAGCUAGACGGUGACCUAGAGGCUUGCAAAACAGACAUGCACGAGGCAAAAAGGAAGGAAGCGAGAGACGCCGUUAUGCAAUGUCUGCAGCCAGUCUUGGAUAGCAUGAGACCGCCAGCGAAAAAUGGGAGGGAAUUGCGGGAGCAAACCAAAUACCAACGAGGGCAUGGCGUGAAACCAGACCUGUCAUUGUUACAGUGUCCCCUGCUCGCCGAAGCUAUCAACACAUACGACCUCCUCCGGCUCGAAGUCUUCCAGCAGAUUUAUCUAAUGCAGCGCAUAGCCUAUUCCAUGAUCAUCACACGUAAGUGGAAUGACGUAUCACCGAGAGCUUGGGAGCUUCAAGAACGGCCCAAGCUAUUGGAAGAAUGGAAAGACUUUCUGCCAGAGCGUAAUACGUACGAAUAUAGAGACGGAGAGGUUGGAACAGUCGAGUUCAAAGGCCAGACAUAUUCCAGGAGCCGCCAUAUGAGCCAGCAUGGCCGUAUUCAUGCACGCCGAAUACAAGAUGGGCCGGAACUUUUUCAUCCAAUUGAGCCAAAGGUCCUCGAUGAUAGGAUAUUCUGGAAAAUCUUGCUUCAUGAGUAUCCCGAGCUGGACUCGUCCAUUUCGCCGCUCAAUCGCAUCUACUCCUUCCAGGUCGAGCACUCCAAAAAAUUAAAGGAGAAGCUCAAAAAACUCGGGACAUGGGUUGAUUACCCGCAAGAUCAUCAUUUGUCGAAAGAGCAUAAUUCUUCCGGUGGGUUUUAUGGUCGCCUUCAUGCACUGGGCUUUGAUGCCAAACCCCAGAAUUCUAUCUUCUGGCGGGAUGGCAAUCCUUGGUGUUGA
This is a messenger RNA of Penicillium mononematosum, 1869 nucleotides long. RefSeq lists its product as uncharacterized. Lineage: Eukaryota; Fungi; Ascomycota; Eurotiomycetes; Eurotiales; Aspergillaceae. The coding region runs from base 1 to 1869 and encodes 622 amino acids. The transcript has 2 exons. Gene Ontology annotation, molecular function: protein binding. The record is from RefSeq and is a predicted model, not a curated record.